AUGCAGUGUAGUACGGGAAAUUCACAAAGCUGUGGAAAUUCGAACAGCGAAGAAAAUAUCAAGGAUGAUGAAGUGAGGUAUCCUGAUGGAAGUGUCAAGUUAAGGAACCCCAACAUCGAACUCAUGGACCAAGACAUUUUGUACCAUCUAGCACUAGGCAGUGGGUCACAUGACCUUGUCGAGAUGUUCGGAGAUGUCAAAUUUGUAUGUAUGGGGGGAACCCCCAAGAGGAUGGAAAACUUUGCUCAUUUCAUGAUGAAGGAAAUCGGUCAUAAAUUGCCGACAGGAACGCAACUGAUGGACAUAUGUCAGUAUUCUUACCGAUAUAGCAUGUACAAAGUUGGACCUAUCCUAUCUGUCAGUCAUGGUAUGGGAGGUCCCUCUAUCGGCAUCCUGCUGCACGAGAUCAUCAAGCUGAUGUACCACGCCAAGUGCAAGGAUCCCAUCUUCUUCAGGAUCGGCACGUGUGGAGGCAUAGGCUUAGAUGGGGGCACCGUGGUUAUUUCCGAAGAUGCUGUUGAUGGGAUGCUCAACAGAUACUAUCAAGUGCCAAUAUUAGGAAGAAUAGUGAAACGACCAACUCGCUUCGACAAGAAACUGAUCAAAGAACUGAAAGCCUUGGCAGACCCAGAAGACCCUUACGAUACUGUCACGGGCACCACGAUGUGUGCUGACGACUUUUACGAAGGGCAAGGGCGAUUAGACGGAGCAUUCUGCGACUAUACCGAAACCGAGAAAAUGCAAUUUUUGGAGAGUCUAUCGGCAAACGGAGUGAGGAACAUAGAAAUGGAAGCGACAGUUUUUUCAGCUUUGACGAACCAGGCCGGCAUCAAGGCAGCUGACAUUUGCGUAACGUUAUUGGACAGGCUCAAAGGAGAUCAGGUGAUGGCUCCCAAAGAGGUGUUGAACGAAUGGCAGGUCCGGCCUCAGAUCCUCGUGGGCCGCUACAUCAAAAGGUACCUGCAAAUGAAGGGCAGAAUUUCCCUCGAUGGACACGGUUCCAUCGCUGUCAAAAGCCCCAGACGUUUCAAAUUGGUGCAACAGGAAUCGCAAACGUUCGAUUAAUGAUUGCGAUGACGUCAUUCAGCACCGGCAAUUUUUCAUUUAUCGGCGAUCGGUAUUUUUUUUCUCUAAGGGGGGGGGGGAUUCUUGCUGUUGAUAGCGUUUUUGUGUGGUGGGAACCACGAAUUAGAUGA
Phaedon cochleariae (mustard beetle) is the source of this 1196-nucleotide messenger RNA. The record is from the annotation of a GenBank genome assembly. Lineage: Eukaryota; Metazoa; Arthropoda; Insecta; Coleoptera; Chrysomelidae.